Molecule: messenger RNA, 928 nt
Organism: Arachis stenosperma
Lineage: Eukaryota; Viridiplantae; Streptophyta; Magnoliopsida; Fabales; Fabaceae
Product: phytochrome A-associated F-box protein-like
Exons: 1
Coding region: 198-917 (239 amino acids)
Molecular function (GO): protein binding
Source: RefSeq, a predicted model, not a curated record
AAUCAUCAUUGCUGUUCAUAUAUUCCCCCACUCCCAAUUCUAGUUCCCAUCUUAAUAUAAAUUCUCUGUCCCUCCACUGUUUACAGCUUCAACUGCAUUCCUUCAAUCACAGAAGGAAAAGGGAAAAAAAAAGGGUAAAAGCGAAAUUACCAAAAAACCCCAAACCAUUUCUCUCUCUUUCUCAUCCAACAUAACCCAUGGCGGAAGCAUUGUUCUCCUACCUCUCCGACGACAUCCUCGUAUCAAUCUUCUCAAAACUCGACGGCAGCGACCCUCGCCACCGCGCCGUCCUCUCCUCCGUCUGCACCCGAUUCUGCUCGCUCCUCCGCCAGCACCACCGCCUCCUCCUCCCUCUCCCUCCCUCCCACCACUUCCCCAACGACUCCACCAACACCCCUGAGAUCCUCCUGAAGCUCCAUUUCUGCUGCCCCGGCCUCCUCCACGCCGGCGUCGUAUCCGAAUCCGGGUUCGGAUCCGAAGACCCAAUUGGAAAAAGGCGAAAGCUUUGCAAUCAAAAGGAACACUUGGCAUCUGGGGUUUGGAGUUUGAGCAGAGAGCAAGGUUCGAAGCUUCUGGCUCGGCAAUUCCGUGAUGAUUGCCUCUACAUAUGUGACUGGCCUGGGUGCUUGCAUCUGGAGGAGAAGAGGAAGUACAGGUUGUUCCGGGGGGUGUUCGUGGAUUUUAAGGAAACUAGGGUUUGGAAGGCCUUAAAUGAUGGGAAGAACAAGGUUAAGAGGAAGGUUGAUGUUGGCGGUUGUGCUUUCUGUAAGAGUGAGGAGAGUUGGGACCUUCACUCUGCUUUCUGUCUGAGAAGAGUGUUUGGGUUCCAUGAUGAUGGUGAACCUGUUGUUAGGGCUUUUGUUUGUGAGAAUGGCCAUGUUUCUGGUGCUUGGACUGAUGUCCCAAUGUACUCUUGAGAUUACUUUCA